This is a messenger RNA of Trypanosoma theileri, 984 nucleotides long. RefSeq names its product GPI-anchor transamidase subunit 8. Gene Ontology annotation, biological process: proteolysis; attachment of GPI anchor to protein; protein localization to cell surface. Gene Ontology annotation, cellular component: GPI-anchor transamidase complex. Bases 1 to 984 code for a protein of 327 amino acids. Lineage: Eukaryota; Euglenozoa; Kinetoplastea; Trypanosomatida; Trypanosomatidae. The transcript has a single exon. Gene Ontology annotation, molecular function: GPI-anchor transamidase activity. The record is from RefSeq and is a predicted model, not a curated record.
AUGACACUACACUCUAGCACUCUCUUCUGCUUAUGCAGUUGUGUUAUCAUAUGUUUGUUAACAUCAUCUAUUACAGUUAAAGCCGCUGGUAAUGAAUCACGAAACACAUGGGCUGUUAUCUUGUCAUCUUCCAGAUACUUUUUUAAUCUGCGUCAUACAUCCAAUGCGCUUACAAUGUAUCAUUUGUGCCGCAAACAUGGAAUGGAUGAUGAUCAUAUUAUUCUUUUUCUUGGAGACAGCUAUGCCUGUGAUCCACGUAAUCCUGAUCCUGCCACUAUCUACAGCGCCCUCUCAGGACCAGAUCGUGUAAAUCUAUACAGUUGUAAUGUGCAGGUGGAUUAUGCUGGAUAUGAUGUGGAUGUGCGUCGUUUUCUUGGAGUCCUGCAAGGUCGUUACGAUGAACACACACCCCCUUCACGCCGACUAGAUACGGAUGAAAAUUCUUAUAUUUUAAUUUACGCCGCAGGGCAUGCAGCCGAAGGAUUUUUCAAAUUUCAAGACUCAGAGUUUUUAAGCUCAACAGAUGUUGCCGAUACAUUAAUGAUGAUGUGGGAACAGAGACGCUAUCACAAGGUUGUAUUUCUUGUAGAUACUUGUCAUGCACUUUCCAUGUGUCUUGAAAUUAAAGCACCAAAUGUUAUUUGUCUCACUUCCUCUGAUGUAGUACUUGAGAGUUUCUCACAUCAUAUAGAUCCUGCCUCUGGACUAACUGUUAUUUCACGGUGGUCAUUUGAAUCUUUACAGCUGCUAGAACAUGCAAAGUGCAAUAUAAAACCACACGAGCAAAAAACACCACUACAAAUGUCUUGGUAUGAUUUUAACUAUGGUAAAGAACGGAAACAACUGCCACGACCACUCUCUAUUCCGGCCCACUUUGAUGCCGUAAAUGAUCCUAAAGCUAUUAAGGAGUGGAAAUUAGAGGAAUUUUUUUGCGAUGAACCACGUAAAGUACUCCCCGUCGAUGUGCAAUAUGACCUCCUAUAG